This is a messenger RNA of Raphanus sativus (radish), 2049 nucleotides long. RefSeq lists its product as uncharacterized. NCBI's taxonomy places the organism in Eukaryota, Viridiplantae, Streptophyta, Magnoliopsida, Brassicales, Brassicaceae. The record is from RefSeq and is a predicted model, not a curated record. Gene Ontology annotation, molecular function: protein dimerization activity.
AUGUUACCGGGGAAUAGAAUCAGAAAUCAGUCAAGUGGACAUGCAAAUAGGAAGAGAAAGGAGAGACAAGACGAACUGAUAAAAUCUCAAGCCAAUGAUAUGCUAAAGUAUGUUACAAGAACCAAAACUGCAAAAAGUGAUGAAGCUGUUGGAGAUGAGAUUAACAACGAAGAUGAGGAGCUUAUAAUUGAAGAAGAUACAUCUGAGAAAAGUGAAGAAGAAAUUGUUGGAGAUGAUGCAAAUUGUAUGGAUACGGAUAAAGAAAAAGCUGAGAACGAAGACAUGGAAGACCAAGAGGAAGUUGAUGGUAUUAGGAGUGUUCAUGAGAAUGUUGAUAUGGAUGACCUUGCAAACUGGAAGAAAAUUGACCCAAGAAUGAGAGAUCGUUUGGUGGAAAAGGGUCCACCCACAAGACCUUCAAUUGAUCAUCCUUUUCCAAGAGAUAGUUUCGAUAGAUGUUUCACGUACUCGUCUUAUACAAGAAAAAUGAGCAAUGGAGAGAAACAAGAUAGAAGAUGUCAAGAAACAUGUCCUCCUAUUCUGGUGACUACGGGUUAUGAUGACUGGAGAAAUGCUUCACAUAGGCUAAAGUCUCAUGAAACGACUUACAAUCAUAUUGUUUGCAUGAGUAGCUGGAUUGAGCUAGAAACGAGGCUGAAAAAGAGUGAAACUAUUGAUAAGCAUUUGCAAGAGGCAAUUAACAAGGAGAAAAAACAUUGGAGAGAUGUGAUGUUGAGGAUAAUUGCAGUGGUAAAGACUCUAGCAGAAAGGAAUUUAGCAUUUCGUGGAGAAAACGAGAAGGUUACUGAUCUAAACAGUGGAAAUUUUUUGGCGUUUAUCAAGAUGAUUGGAGGCUUUGAUGAAGUAAUGAAGGAACACAUUCGACGGAUUGAAAAGGGUGAAACUCAAUACCAUUAUCUUAGUCAUAAAAUUCAGAAUGAGUUGAUAGAAUUACUUGCUAGUGAGAUUAAGAAGGUAAUCUUAAAGAAGAUUCAAGAUGCGAAAUAUUUUUCAAUCAUUUUGGAUUCUACUCCUGAUGUUAGUCGUAAAGAGCAGAUGAUUUUAAUUCGGUGUGUAGAUGUUUCUACGGAUUCACCCACGGUUAAAGAGUUCUUUUUGUCAUUCUUGGAAAUCAAAGACAAAACAGGAGAGGGAAUUUUUACCACUCUUCAAGAUGCAUUGACUGAUCUUAAAUUGAGUAUUGGUGAUAUAAGAGGACAAGUAAGUGAAACACAUGGACUUGGAGGAUUUGAGUUUCUCUUUGGAAUGGUAAUUUGGUAUGAUCUUCUUUAUGCUGUCAAUACGGUGAGCAAAACCUUACAGUCAGAAGAUAUGGAUAUUGAGGUUGCUAUUUUUCAGUUAGGAGGACUUGUUGAUUAUUUGAAAAGCUACAGAGAAACAGGUUUUGAGAAAGCAAAAGUUGAAGCUAUGAAAAUUGCCAUUGAUAUGGAUAUUGAACCAGCGUUUUCUUCGAAACCAAAACGCUUGAUAAAAAAGAAAAAGCAAUUUGGUGAAGAUGCUGAAAGAGUUGAUGAAAGUAACAUGUUAAGUGUGGAGGAGACUUUUAGGAUCGACUAUUUUAUCAACAUUAUGGAUCAGGCUAUAGUGUCUCUUGGGUCAGCAAAGGAUGAUGAGUUGAUGACAUCUUGUGUCAAGCUUGAAGCUUCUUUAGAGCAUAAUGGGCAUUCAGAUGUAGACGGAAAACAGCUUUUUAUGGAACUUCGAUAUCUAAGAGAAAUACUGCCAAAGGAAAUUACAAAAGCUGUUGAGAUGCUAGAAUUUCUUAAAAGAAUGGACGGGUGUUAUCCAAGCACAGAGAUUGCUUAUCGUAUACUACUAACCAUUCCAAUUUCAGUUGCUUCCGCAGAAAGAAGUUUUUCAAAGUUGAAGCUCAUAAAAAAUUAUCUACGUUCGACUAUGUCUCAAGAGAGGUUAAAUGGAUUGUCGAUGAUAGCAAUAGAACACGAACUAGCCGAAGCCCUUGACCAUUCGAAGUUGAUAAAUGAUUUUGCAGGAAAAAAAGCAAGGAGAACUAUCUUUCAUGAUUAA